Notolabrus celidotus (New Zealand spotty) is the source of this 3180-nucleotide messenger RNA. Its product is annotated as small G protein signaling modulator 3. The coding region runs from base 139 to 2718 and encodes 859 amino acids. Lineage: Eukaryota; Metazoa; Chordata; Actinopteri; Labriformes; Labridae. The record is from RefSeq and is a predicted model, not a curated record. The transcript is spliced from 16 exons.
GUUAAUGAUGACGUAGUGGAAGGGGCGGGGCCUGCGCAACCUUUGAAUGUGACAACAAGGGAACAAUGUUCCACACAGGGUCCGUUUGAAACCUUUGAAACGAGCAGAGCUGAAGAGAGAAACUGCAGUUUGUCCACCAUGAGGAGGAGAAGCAGCCUCAUCAGCAGCAGGAGAAGCUCCACCAUCAGAAGACGGACUGAGAAUAAUCUGAACUUUGAUGAGUUUGGAUUCGCUCUGACUAAAAGAAAGGAGCAGAAACUUCAUCACCGAGCUCAUGAGUACAGCUAUCCUCAGCUGAGCCCAGUCAGAGUCAAAGAGCUGUGUGAGCUCCUCAGCUACUGGAAUGGAGCCAGCUUCAUCUGCAAAAGCCAGAUUGAGAGGUUCAUCAGGAUGGGUAUCCCUCCAAGCCUGCGUGGGAGAGUGUGGAGAUGUCUUCUCACCGCUGACAUCCAGAAAGAAACAAGUGAUUUCAACUACCAGAAGUGCUUGUCCAAGGUGCGAGGGCCCCUGGUGGACCUGGGGGUCAGUGAAUAUGGUAUCCUGUCUGCAAUUGCAACACUGAGUGAGACUCAAAACGAUCUGGGCUCCAACCAUCAGCAACAGUCCAGCUACCUUGAGACCAGCUACACCACGGACGACAUCACCGUCUUCAGACAGAUCGCCCUGGACUUACAGCGCUCCUUCCCGACCCACCGCUCUCUGAUGGGGGAGAGCCCAGAAGCCAUCGAGGGUCAGGCUAAACUCUUCAGGGUCCUCAUCGCGUAUGCUAAAUACAACCCACAGAUCGGAUACUGCCAAGGGAUGUCCUACAUAGCUGCCGUGCUGCUCAUGCAGCUGGAAGAGGAGGAGUCUUUCUGGGCUCUCACGGCCUUGCUGGACAAACCCAAAUACCUGGCUGAAAUGUUUGACAUCAGCCUCACCAAGGUCCAGCACCAGGUGAAGAUGUUUGACCAGCUUCUGAAACACAGGAAGCCACAACUCUACCAGCACAUGGAAUCAGCGGGAGUCUUAUCAAUCCACUUUGUGAUGCCAUGGUUCCUCACACUGUUCACUUCCUUGCCCUGCUGGGACUCUGUCCUGGCUGUUUGGGAUCUCAUCAUUCUGCAGGGCCUGCUGGCUGUGUUUCGUACUGCGCUGACCAUCAUUGAGCUGCUGGAGCCUAAACUGAUGGACCUGACUGAUGAGGCAGCAUUGUUACCCCUGCUGCUGAGAGUACCUGUUGAUGUGGCCAAGUACACCGUGCUGAUCCCUGCCCUGUGGAAUACUGAGGUUCAAGACUGGGAGCUGAAGUGUAUGAACAGUCUGGUGCUGGAUGAGAGCCACCAUGGACCCAAAGAAGAAAAGUGUGAGACUGAAAAUAUAACACUCCCAUUACAAGAGAAUGGAGGGAAAGGCAAAGAAAAUGUACCAGCACUUCCAGAAGGAGAAAAGAAGACUGAAGAAGACUCGGGUGCUGGAGUUAAAAGGGUUCUGUCCCGUGUCAUGCAUCUGGCCCAGCGGUAUCUGUUGAACCCCAUGAGUAGGCAGGGGGUCAAAGAAAAGAGUUCUCAAACACAAGCCAAGCCCAAACAACGCAGCCCUGCAAGAGUGUUCAGAUCUCGGACUUCAGCUUCGCUAUCGAGAGUUCAGGUGACGGAUAGUAGAGAUGCAGAAGGAGAUACAGGAGGAGAGGCUGGAGGAGGGAGAGCGGGAGAGGCUGGAGGAGAUGGAGGAGAAGAGGCUGGAGGAGGUAGAGGAGGAGAAGCUAGAGGAGAUGUAGGAGGAUGUAGAGGAGGAGGUAGAGGAGGAGAAGCUAGAGGAGAUGUAGGAGGAUGUAGAGGAGGAGAAGCUGGAGGUAGAGGAGGAGAGGCUGGAGGAGAUGUAGGAGGAGAGGCUGGAGGAGGUGGAGGAGAAGCUGGAGGAGAUGUAGGAGAAGAAGCUGGAGGAGGUAGAGGAGGAGAAGCUGGAGGAGAUGUAGGAGGAGAGGCUGGAGGAGAUGUAGGAGGAGAGGCUGGAGGAGGUAGAGGAGGAGAAGCUGGAGGAGAUGUAGGAGGAUGUAGAGGAGGAGAAGCUGGAGGAGGUAGAGGAGGAGAAGCUGGAGGAGAUGUAGGAGAAGAGGCUGGAGGAGGUAGAGGAGGAGAAGCUGGAGGAGAUGUAGGAGGAUGUAGAGGAGGAGAAGCUGGAGGAGGUAGAGGAGGAGAAGCUGGAGGAGAUGUAGGAGGAGAAGCUGGAGGAGGUAGAGGAGAAGCUGGAGGAGAUGUAAGAGGAGAGGCUGGAGGCUCACAGACCAGGUCCAGGAGGCGCAGCCAGCAGAGAGGCAGAGCACAGCAGGCAGUAGCAGGAGGCAGCGGCGGUGAUCCUGCGGAGGCUCCUGAAACUGUGACUGAUAAAGCUGCUCAUGGGAAAGAUGACAGAGCCCUCAAGAGGACGGGGACCGGUCCCGUUGGACAGGUGACCCACUCUCGUAGCAAGCGUGGUCUACUCCAGCCCAGCAGAGUCAAAUCCCUCCGUGCUCUUCGAAGCAGCAAGACUCUGCAGAGCCAGACACCGACCUCCUCCACGACCAUCCCCUGUGCUUCAACCCCUCCUCAAUCUCCCUCCGUCCGGUCUCCAUCGUUCAGAUCAUCACAAAGAGAGGACCAGCACGACACGCCUAGGACAGCUCUCCUGAAGGAAUUGUCUUCCAGACAUCAGACCAGUUUCCCGUUCCAUGACACCAGAGAGUCCAAGCUGAUCUGACGGUGAAGAUGGGCUGUAGACAUGUUUAAUAAGGAUUAAUAAUAUUAAUGUAAUACAUGAACUCACUGGUUAGUCUGUAUAAAUCAGGCAGUUUGUUGAGUGACUCAUUAACAAUUAGACCUGUAAAAGCUGCAACAAAUGUCAUGAGGGGACUCCUCAUGUGAUACGUUUACGUGUGAUCCAUACCAGCAGGAAUCCAGCCAGCAGAUCAUCUUAAGUUGUUGCUUAUGUAAUGGAACUACAACAUCAGAUUUCUACUUGGAUAUAAUCCUCAUGAACAGAGAGUCUUUAUACUGCAGCUUGUUUACAGUGUACAGUGUUGUGUGUACACAUGAGCAUGCAGCCCAGACGUAUGUUUCUACUACUUUUAACUGUUAAUCUUUUGGUUCAUCCAAUGAUUCAACUUGUUCUUUUAAUUCUCUUACAGAUUUUGAACUAAUAAAGUAAUGAUAUUUUUUUUAA